Gryllus bimaculatus (two-spotted cricket) is the source of this 873-nucleotide messenger RNA. The record is from the annotation of a GenBank genome assembly. Lineage: Eukaryota; Metazoa; Arthropoda; Insecta; Orthoptera; Gryllidae.
AUGAAUCAGACAAAUCUUUCGAAACGAGGAAUCACUGCAAAGGAAGACAGAGAUAUGUUUGGAAAUACAGGACCACAGUUACUACAGGUACUGCUUCUGAUGGUGUUGACAAUUGUGACAUUUGCAAUUGAAUGUAACAAGCCAGUUAUUCCUGACGGUUGUGGAGGAGGAUGUUUAGUCUUGGAUAAAGAUGCAUGUAUUGCAUCUAAUAGAACAUACAUAGAAAGGGGAUCUAUCUGUCACUGCGAUAUCUGUGUAAAACGCGUCGGAGAAUAUCAACCGUGUAAUUACACUGUGAUGGACGAGUACGAAAAUGAUAAUGAGGUGUACUUUGGUCAUCGACAAACAACAGUGCUUUGUAAUUUGAAUUUGAUUUGCACCAAAAAUUUUAAUGUUUCAGAUCAGAAAGAUAAGAUGAUGUGUCAAAAGUUGAAGUCCAUGGUGUAUUUUGUUCUCCUGAUAUCUGUGACGGCUUCGGUAGCAAUUGCAAUAGAGUGUUUUUCUCCGCUACCUCCCAAUCAAUGUGAGUUAGUGGAUGUCGCAUGCUUCACCUUCAAUGAGACUGACUGCACCACUGCAGGCGGUUUUUUCGUGGCGCAUGGUGGCGUCUGUGGCUUUUGCAAUCUCUGUGUAGAGUUUGUAGACAAUGGGCAACGUUGCAACACGUCUGUCAAGACUUUCAAUACUGAAGACACUCCUGUGACGGCCAUAUGCAAGCAUCCUUUAGUGUGUUCUACUUCCAAUAACGGGCAAUGCGUAAACCCGCACGAAUGCGAAUACAGCAAUUCUUGAUUUGAAAGUAAGUUGUCACGAAAUUGAUGAAGUUUGGCUCAAAUUAAAUGCUUCCUGUUUCAUUAUUUUGUUUUUGAGGUA